Lathyrus oleraceus (garden pea) is the source of this 1181-nucleotide messenger RNA. Its product is annotated as agamous-like MADS-box protein AGL11. The transcript has 9 exons. Gene Ontology annotation, cellular component: nucleus. Bases 300 to 995 code for a protein of 231 amino acids. The record is from RefSeq and is a predicted model, not a curated record. Gene Ontology annotation, molecular function: RNA polymerase II transcription regulatory region sequence-specific DNA binding; protein dimerization activity; DNA-binding transcription factor activity. Lineage: Eukaryota; Viridiplantae; Streptophyta; Magnoliopsida; Fabales; Fabaceae. Gene Ontology annotation, biological process: positive regulation of transcription by RNA polymerase II.
UUGGAGAUUAUUAGUACACCUUAAACAAGGAUUUAGUUAAUUUUUAUAUAAAUAUUUUAUUUUAAAAAAUAUAUAUUAUUAUUUUUGUGUUAAAACAAAAGAAUCUUUUUUAACCUAAUUGAUUACUCUUGAGUUCAACAAGUUUUGUUUUAGAAGAUGAGGGUUUCUGAUUCUAAAUUUUGUUGUUUAAUUUCUUACGAAAACACAUCAUCUUCAAAUCAUGGUUAUUUUCUUAGAUCUUGCUCACAAAGUCACAUGAUUUUCAUCUCAAUUAUUCAUCAUUCACAAAAUUAAAGAUUAUGGUUGAUCAAAAAAUGGGGAGAGGAAAGAUUGAGAUAAAAAGAAUUGAGAAUACAACAAAUAGGCAAGUGACUUUCUGCAAGAGAAGAAACGGGCUUUUGAAAAAAGCUUAUGAAUUAUCAGUUUUGUGUGAUGCAGAAGUUGCUCUGAUUGUCUUCUCGAGCCGUGGAAGACUUUAUGAGUAUUCAAACAACAACAUUAGGUCAACAAUUGAUAGGUACAAGAAAGCAUGUUCAGAUCAUUCAAAUACCACAACUACCACUGAAAUUAACGCUCAGUAUUAUCAGCAAGAAUCUGCAAAACUGCGACAACAGAUACAGAUGCUGCAAAAUUCUAACAGGCAUUUGAUGGGUGAUGCUUUAAGCACAUUGACUGUGAAAGAGCUUAAGCAGCUUGAGAACAGACUUGAAAGAGGAAUCACUAGAAUUAGAUCUAAGAAACAUGAGAUGCUACUGGCAGAAAUUGAAUACUUUCAGAAAAGGGAGAUUGAGCUGGAAAAUGAAAAUCUUUGCCUUCGGACUAAGCAAAUGCAGAUAAGUGAGGUUGAAAGGCUUCCUCAAGUAAACAUGGUUUCUGGACAAGAACUGAAUGCAAUUCAAGCAUUAGCAUCUCGUAAUUUCUUCAAUCCAAACAUGAUGGAAGAUGGAACUUCUUACAAUCAAUCAUCAGAUAAGAAGAUUCUUCAUCUUGGGUGAUUAUGGUAUUGGCUAUAUGAUUAUCUAUCCAAUUUGCUUUUGGCUAAGUUAAUGCAUUAUUAAUUACUACUAUUUCUAUUUAUGCUUAUUUGGCUAAGUGACCAAUCAAGUCCUAAUUAACUUUUUCUUCAAUAUUUAUUAUGGAUAUGGAUUCUUUUUGUGAGAGUAUAUUAUGGAGUUUAUGUA